CUUUGAUCCCUAAAACACCCGGUGAUCAGCCCGCAGCAGGAGAGAGAGCCACCCUGCCUGGCACGCUCUCGCCGGAGGAGCGCUCACAGGAACAACGCAAGGUUGCCACAGACGGUGAGGGAACCCCCGCGGCGACCUUCGGCGGAUCUUGUUUCUGACAGCAACAUCAGGCUUGUUGGGUCGGAGAGCAGCAGAGAGCAGCAGAGAGGCGCUGCUGCCAAGCGUACAGGGAGGAAUUCAAGGCUGUACUGGAAAAGCGGGCCUGGCGCCAGUGGGGUGGGUGCGCUAGGCGCCGUGGUCAGCAGCAGCAACAGGAGGAGUAGCAGUAGGCUGGAGAUAAGACGCUGCGCGUUGGUUUGACAUCGGCCGAGCGGACGCUGCACACCCAUGUUUGCGGUUGAGCUAGCCGGACAUGGAGUGGUCAGGGACCCGGGCUUUCCGCCUUACCCGGUGUUUGUGAUCAGCGUGACGCAGCCGAUCCAAAGUUGGACGGUAUACCGGAGGUUCUCCAGCUUCCGCAGCCUGGGGGAGCACCUCGGGAACACGGUGGGGGGGGCGGGGGGGUUGCCCGGAUGCCCGCACAUGACGGACGAGAUGCUGAUGGGAUCAGACGACCAGCUGGAACGUGCACGAGUGCUGCUGCAGCAGUGGCUUCACUCCACACUGCUCUUCCCGGGAGUGAAGGAGAGCCAGUGCUUGCGGAACUUUCUCUGUGCGAGCGCGAACUCUCCCCCACCUCGGCUUGAGAUCCAGUGGGCCGGGUCCCAGGGAGGGCACUGUCCCAGCCUGGACGAAAUGCAGAUGGAUGAGCUGUUCGGCAGACAUCCCGAUGACCCGGACGAUCUUGACGAAGUGGAUGACGACGACGAUAACGCCAGCGAGAGCACUCCCGAGGGCUACGGUCACAAUCACAUCCACCGCGGUGUGCCUUCCCAUAACGGCGGCGGUGGGAUCGUCAUCGGUAACGGCGGCGGAUUCGGAGACUCGAUGGACCAGGCGGGACAAAGCAUGGAGCUGGAGCCUCGAUCGUUCAGCAGGGCGGCGGGCGGGCAGCGGGGGUACGAGCCAGCGGCGGGCGACAUGCCCAAUGAGGAGGACAUCGCGUCUAGCGUGCCGAUCGAUAUCACCUUCAUGGACCCGUCCGCGAUGCACUGGGGGAACGGGAGCGGGAACGGGAACACCAACUCGGGCGCUGGUGCUGCCGCACUGGGCAGAUGCGCCAGCUCCGAAGGUUGGGCCGGCGGGGCCGUCGAGCCCGUCAACGGCGGACAUGCGGCGGGAUUCAGCGGAGGCGGUAGCGGCAUCGGCGCUGCGGGGGUCGGGGCCGGGGGGGGCGCGGGGGGGGGGGUAGGGGCGGGGGGGGGGGCGAGCGGGGGCAGCAUGGGGGGCGGGACGCCCGCGGCGCUCGCGAAGCGGAAGGUCGGCCUGGACAGCUUCAAGAUCGUGCGGGUGAUCGGGAAGGGAAGCUUCGGGAAGGUGGAGCACACCAAGACAGAAAGAAACGUCCUGGGUUACGUCAAGCACCCCUUCAUCGUAGGCCUCAACAUGGCCUUCCAGACCCGGGACAAGCUCUUCUUCGUGCUGGACUACUGCGCAGGGGGCGAGCUUUUCUUCCACUUGGUGAGAUACUGCAGUACGUACGGAAAGCACGGCAAGUUUCCCGAGCCAAGAUCACGGUUCUAUUCGGCGGAGAUCGCGCUCGCUCUCCAACACGUGCACAGACUGGACAUCGUGUACCGAGACCUAAAGCCCGAGAACGUUUUGCUGGACGGAGAAGGGCACAUCCGAUUGACAGACUUCGGAUUAAGUAAGGAGGGUAUCUCCAACACAACGUCGGGGGCACAUUCAUUCUGCGGGACCCCUGAGUACCUCGCGCCAGAGAUUCUCAACAGACAGGUGCGAACGGGUGCGGGUCACGGUCGUGCGGUGGACUGGUGGUCCCUCGGAGCGCUGCUGUACGAGAUGCUUACGGGCCUACCACCCUUCUAUUGUCGAGACAGGGAGAGGCUUUUCGAUAAGAUCAGGAAGGGUAACCUAACCUACCCCCGAUACCUUUCGGGCCACGCUCAAGACAUACUUCAUGGGCUUCUCACUCGAGACCCUUCGAAGCGAUUGGGAAGCUCGCUCGACGAUGCCCAGGAGGUCGAACGGCAUCCCUUCUUCGCACCUCUCGACUGGGAUCGCGUAAUGCGGCGAGAGGUGGCCCCGCCAUGGGAGCCGGUGCUGGUAGGGUCUUUAGACUCGAGCCAAUUCGAUCGAGAGUUCACCUCGAUGCCGAUCUUGAGCCCUGACCAACGGGACCACAAGGUCGGAACCUUCCUCAAUACCGUAGGUUGCCUGGGACAGAGCAUAACUUCUAACGACGACACCUUUGAAGGCUUCACGUUCGUGGACAACUCGAGCCACCUGCUCUACGGAGGUGCGCGGACACCAGCAACGAUUGCCGCCGCCGCUUCAGCCGCUGCGGACUACCCGCACGCGGGAGCGGGGGCGGGGGCGAGCUCCGCAAAAGUGACAGCGAAAGCAGCGGCAGCAUGCACUUCGAUGAUGGGCCUGCACUCGUAGCAGCAGCGUGUAGCGGUGGAUAUGGAUGCCAUGGACAUGCCAGAUAUAUAAGGAAGGGGGAGCGUACACAGGGGGGGGGCUAUUUUUUCCCCUGGUUGUUUGUGUGGGUGCGACUUCGAGCAAUCAAGCGAGAUGAUAGGCUGUACUGCCGCCAGAGUUGGGGAGUUCAACGACGAGAGAUGAGAUAAGCAAUCAAGCACGCGCCGUGCCGUCUGUUUUACAGCCUACCGCUCGCACACACAAGAGGCUUGUGCCGGGGGGGCAGGGCAUGAGGGUCGUAUGUCUAUCCUGCCGACGUUAUAAGACGGAAUAUUCGGCCAGUGUGGUGCAAGAGUCGAGCACAACAGCUGAAAAGAAGGGAGGCAGAGAAGACCAGAGGGCGGCGCCUGACUGACUUGUCAAGCGGUGUGAGAAAGCGAGCUGGUCAGGGCAGGCAAUCAGCCAUUAAUUCAAGAUGUUAAGCGAUGUUAAGCGAUCAUUCGUUGUGAGUGAAAAUCGGCACAAAGAGAGUUGGUUGAGGGUGGUGGGCGAUGGAGUACAAUACAAGCACGAUGCGUUCGGCGAGGAUGAGAUACUGUUUACCUGUCGUGUGGCGGUCGGUCCUAGGCCGGCUAGCAGCAGUGGCAGGCUUGCAUCGCUUGCUCUUGCCGUUGGGGAGAGGGAAGAGAGAGAACCACCAGGGAGACUCGACUAAGGCGGAGAUGAGUAGGCGUAGAGGAGAGCGAGAGAGGUGGCGUCACUUGAGAACGAGAGAGGGGAGGGAGGGAGGGAGGGAGAGGAUUUGGUCGGCGUUGUGUCCCGCGAUGAUCAUUGCAGAGGUGACUUUCAUGCGCGGUAGGCACAGUCGUUCCAUCCAGCUGUAGCCCUGAGUGACUGUUGACACAGCAGUUGGUGUGGCGUGCCCCGUGUAACAUGCGUUGUUUGUCGUGUGGUGUUUUUUUUCGUCUUGCGAACAUUUUUUUUUUUUUCGCGAACGCUCGGAAGCUCAAUCCGCGGUAACAUCCCGCGGGUGGUGAUCCAUCCGCAGAGCAGGGUUCGCUUCCCUUCUGUACGAAACCGUCAGCAAUACAGUUUCGCACCAGUUGGGGAAGCGCUUACAGCAAAGGUUUGGUAGGUAAGGGUGUUCGAGAUGAGUGCUCGGAAGGAGGGGUAAGAAAAGUCGCCGUGGUGUUUUGUUUGUCCCAUCAAUGUGAAAGGAGGAGCAGUGUUCAUGUAGAGGCAGGGCCUUCCCUUGUAGAUCGUUUUGAUGGGCGGUGCAUUUCGUGCUUCUGCUGUUUUUGUCGCUGCUGCUGCUGCUGCUGCUGCUGCUGCUGCUGCUGCUGCUGCUGCUGCUGCUGCUGCUGCUGCUGCUGCUGCUGGAAGGUCUUGGAAGUAUGAACGUGGGGGCGGGGGGGGUAUCAAUCGUUCAUGUUUAGCCAUCUGGACAAAUCAUUUUCCCAGGUGUGUUGUCUAACGUGUGGUGGGUACGUGGGCCAGCAGGAAGGAACAGUCUCGCAAAUGAGCAGAGGAAUUUAUCACGGCACUCGUAUUGUUAAUUUUUAGCGUGGGGAGGUCUCAGCGCAUCUCAUGGGCGCAAAGGGAGCCGCCCCCCCCCCCCCCCCCCCCCCCCCCCCCCCCCCCCCCCCCCCCCCCCCCCCCCCCCCCCCCCCCCCCCCCCCCCCCCCCCCCCCCCCCCCCNCUGUCUGCCAGUGUUCGUGCGGAAGAGAUCAAGAGCGCACCAUUCUUGAUUUUGGUCUUUGUUUUCAAGGCUUCUUUUUUUCUCUCGUGUGGUGGUUUCGAACGGGGGGGAGGGUGGAGCGUAAGGCGCGGGUCCCCUUUCCUGGUCAUUCUGUGUUUGAGUUCGACAUGGCGUGUGGUAGAUGGAUAUGAUGUUGGUCAUGUUGUCGCCGGCGAUAUUAUUAAUAGCGGGAAAAGGUGUGGGUGAACAUGUGAACAUGUCGCGAUUUGUUGGCUCCCAGGGUUAGGUGCGUACAUGGGUUGACUUGGGUUCGAUGGGCUGGCUCGCUCGGUUAACUUGAGGUUCGUUGUAGAGUAGCCUUGGUUCUGUCGUCGGUUGUUUGGUGUAGUAGAUUGUUCUUGGAGAGAAACAGGUAGGUGUCGUCCAUCUCUUCGGCGGUCACGCUUUUGGUUCCCUUUUUUUGAUGUUGUUGAGAUGCUUAGCUUGGUAACUGUAAGAAAUCUUUGACCUUGAUUUUGUAUUGUAGUGACACAGAACCCAACAAAUAUUUUUGUGUGGUAUCUACCCACCCCCAUGCC
Molecule: messenger RNA, 4821 nt
Organism: Ectocarpus sp. CCAP 1310/34
Lineage: Eukaryota; Phaeophyceae; Ectocarpales; Ectocarpaceae
Source: the annotation of a GenBank genome assembly